GCAGGCUGGGAGCUCGGAGGCGGUGGCGCCAGGAGGGAGCGUGGCGGCCAUUUUGUGUCUGCUCGCUUGCCUCCGUGGAGAGCCUGGUGUGGGCGUUGUGGCUCAGGAGAGAAGAGCUCGGCUCUCUUCUUUUCGUGUAGGUUGGGGGCGCCGCCGCCAUGGGCCGUAAGAAGAAGAAGCAGCUGAAGCCUUGGUGCUGGUAUUGUAACAGGGAUUUUGAUGAUGAAAAAAUUCUUAUACAGCAUCAAAAAGCAAAGCACUUUAAAUGCCAUAUAUGUCAUAAGAAACUGUAUACAGGACCUGGUUUAGCUAUACAUUGCAUGCAGGUACAUAAAGAAACAAUAGAUGCUGUUCCAAAUGCUAUUCCUGGAAGAACAGACAUUGAACUGGAAAUCUAUGGCAUGGAGGGCAUUCCAGAAAAAGAUAUGGAGGAACGGAGGAGGUUACUUGAACAAAAAACUCAGGCAGAGAGCCAAAAGAAGAAACAACAGGAUGAUUCUGAUGAGUAUGAAGAUGAUGAAUCUGCAGCUUCAACUUCGUUUCAACCCCAGCAAGUUCAGCCACAGCAGGGGUACAUUCCCCCAAUGGCACAACCAGGUUUGCCUCCUGUGCCAGGUGCACCAGGGAUGCCUCCAGGUAUACCACCAUUAAUGGCAGGUGUUCCACCUAUGAUGCCUGGAAUGCCUCCAGUUAUGCCUGGAAUGCCACCUGGAUUACAUCAACAGAGAAAAUACAUGCAGUCAUUUUGUGGUGGAAACAUGAUGAUGCCGAUGGGUGGAAUGAUGCCUCCUGGGCCAGGAAUACCACCUCUUAUGCCUGGUAUGCCACCAGGUAGGUCAGGGUUGUCGAACUCGUACUAUGGUAUGCCACCGCCUGUUGGUCCUCGUCCUGGGAUGCCUCCAAUGACACAAGCACAGCCUGUUACAGCACCGGGCAUUCUUAACAGGCCCCCAGCUCCUGCUGCAUCGGCACCUACUCCCCAGCCUCCAGUUACUAAACCACUCUUCCCAAGUGCAGGGCAGAUGGGGACACCUGUCACAAGCUCAAGUACAGCUUCCUCCAAUUCAGAAAGUCUGUCAGCAUCUUCUAACGCUCUGUUUCCUAGCACAGCACAAGCUGCAGCAGCUGUUCCAGGUCCAGUUGGUACUGAUUUCAAACCUUUGAAUUCUACACCCGCAACAACAACAGAACCCCCAAAACCUACAUUCCCUGCUUACACGCAGUCUACAGCCUCAACCACUAGCACGACAAACAGUACUGCAGCUAAACCAGCUACAUCCAUAACAAGUAAGCCUGCUACCCUCACAACAACCAGUGCAACCAGUAAGUUGAUCCAUCCAGAUGAGGAUAUAUCACUGGAAGAGAGAAGGGCACAGUUGCCUAAGUAUCAGCGUAAUCUUCCUCGACCAGGACAAGCUUCCUUGGGUAAUCCACCAGUUGGGCCAAUUGGAGGUAUGAUGCCACCACAGCCAGGAAUUCCUCCACAACAGCAAGGAAUGAGACCUCCCAUGCCACCUCAUGGUCAGUAUGGUGCUCAUCACCAGGGCAUGCCAGGAUAUCUUCCUGGAGCGAUGCCUCCAUACGGUCAGGGACCUCCGAUGGUGCCCCCUUACCAAAGUGGACCUCCUCGACCUCCAAUGGGAAUGAGACCUCCUGUAAUGUCACAGGGUGGCCGCUACUGAUGCUACUACACACGCUCUAAUAGGUUUGGAGAUUAAACCUUUUCUCAUCUUGUGCUGUUAAUAUAGCCGAGCUUCCGUCAAUUAAGGCUUCAUUGUGACUUUAAAAAAAUAAGUAUCUUCCCACAUGCAAGGAGCUAUUGGACAUUCUUAUUUUACAUGGGAAAAAUUGUUUGGAAUAAUAACAGGAACUUUUCCUGAUGUUGCAAUUUAUACUGUAUGGCUUCUUUUUCAUGUUUCAUCUAGGUUUUUAGAAGUGAAGUAUAGUAAAUAUGGUUCGUUAAAUUGUGAAGGCGCUGGAAUUACAUGAACAUACCACCUUAAAGGCAAGUUCUGUAACAUUAUGUUGCUAUUUGUGAAAUGAUGCCUUCACAGCACUUCAAGUGCUGUUGGACUUCAUGUCCCCAACAUAGUUUGGUGAGGGCUGUAACUGUUCCCAACUACUUGUACAUUUAAGUCUGAACUUGUAACAAUAUUUAAUGUAUUUAGAGUUCCUCCUGUUUCAGGGUUUAAGUAAACUGACCCACUAAGGUCGUGUGACUUUUCUGUACUGUUAUAAACUUCAUUGUAAUAAAAGAAGAGAAAAA
Messenger RNA from Grus americana (Whooping crane), 2266 nucleotides. It is a transcript of the gene ZNF207, whose product is annotated as zinc finger protein 207. Lineage: Eukaryota; Metazoa; Chordata; Aves; Gruiformes; Gruidae. The coding region runs from base 159 to 1682 and encodes 507 amino acids. The record is from RefSeq and is a predicted model, not a curated record. Gene Ontology annotation, cellular component: nucleus. The transcript has 12 exons.